AUGGAACAAGGAAUUGAAUAAUUAGGAUUUAGUAAUCGAAAUAGAUAAGUGGGAUAGAUAGUGAGUAGUGGAAAGAAGAAGAGUAAGAGUAAUGAUGAGGGAUAGAAGAUAAUAAGAUUGGAUAAAUUGAGAUAGUAAAUUGUGAGUUUGGAAAUUGAAGCUAAGAAGCCUAAGUUGAAAUUGAAGAAACUAAAUAGUGAAAACAUGUUAUUGAUUGAGAAACAACAGUUGGAGGAUGACAUAAAAGAAAUAAGUUAGAGAUUAGAGAAAAUGAAAUAGAUUAAGAUAGUGAGUAAAUAGUAAUAGUGUGAUUUGUUAUAGGAUAAAUAAGAUUUCGAGUAAAGGUGGAAUAACAUUUAGAAGGAGGAUGAAAUUUAAAGUUUUUAGGAAAGAAUGCAAACUCUACUCAACGAGGAGUAGGAACCAAGUAAUCAUGAUAUUGAGAUCUUGACCAAAGAAGUUGAAGAACUAUUGUGUUUCAAAAUAGAUGAUAAACCAAUUAAGUACGAUCUAUUCACUAUAGAAGAAGAAUAAUAAGAUUAAUCUUUUACUUGA
This is a messenger RNA of Paramecium tetraurelia, 555 nucleotides long. RefSeq lists its product as uncharacterized. The transcript has 3 exons. NCBI's taxonomy places the organism in Eukaryota, Ciliophora, Oligohymenophorea, Peniculida, Parameciidae. The record is from RefSeq and is a predicted model, not a curated record.